This is a messenger RNA of Carcharodon carcharias (great white shark), 2890 nucleotides long. It is a transcript of the gene wdr93, whose product is annotated as WD repeat domain 93. NCBI's taxonomy places the organism in Eukaryota, Metazoa, Chordata, Chondrichthyes, Lamniformes, Lamnidae. The record is from RefSeq and is a predicted model, not a curated record. The transcript is spliced from 18 exons. The coding region runs from base 254 to 2287 and encodes 677 amino acids. Gene Ontology annotation, molecular function: protein binding. Gene Ontology annotation, biological process: electron transport chain.
GUCCCGGUAUCCUAGCGACCAGCGACCCAGCAGCAGCAUCGACAACCCGGAGCCUGAGGGAGAAAAACCUGAGCAAUUCCUGUCACUCAUUCCCGGGAACUUCUGAUCCCGGCUGGAACAAUGAACCCUCGGUGCAGCAAUCAAGGAGAAGACUAGUGAAGGGGAGCAGCAGAGAGGUCAAACCCUCUUGUUACGACAUCAGCUGCUGUAUUCAGAGUGUUGAAGGACUGUGAGGCUGUGGAUAUUAAAGAGAAUGCUGAGCUACAGCAAGAAAUAUCUCAAAGUUCCAACUCCUUCCGAACACAAUUGGAAUGAAGAUGACUAUUAUCUGAAAGAUCCAGAUCAGAGGCGCGACGAGUUGCCCCAACCAUUCAGGAUGAUCGAUAAAUUAAUUGGCUGCAUCAUUGACAGUGCUUGGGAAAGCAUUGAAAGAAGGGAAGCAGAAAGAGAAGCCGAAAAAUUAAAGAUAAAACCACCUACUCGUGAAUCAUCAGAGGAAAUUCAGCUUCCUGGCAAUUUAAACUGUUUUGCAGAUCCUGUGGAUGGAAAUUAUAUCUUUGCUGGCCUAUCUGAAGGUGUGGCAGUUCUGAACAUGGGGGAUCAUACUAUUAGAUCUGUUUGGAAAAUGGAAGGUAUUGAGAUUGUUGCCCUUCAAGUCAGACUCGUUGGAGGCCAGCUUUAUCUGUUCGCUGCUCUGGAUGACAUAGGUGUUGCACGCCUUCUUUUUUCUUACAGGGACACCUUUUCUUUGAUAAAAGUUUUCAAUGCCUAUGACAACGUAAGUGAAAAAAUCACUUGUAGCAAAUUUGAGUUAUCAGAAGGUGGAGAUUAUGCUGGACUAACUCUUGAAGGUAAAGGCGAGUCCUGGCUGGAGGUGUAUCGACUGCUGAAAGACAACUGGAUGCAAGAGCUGGAUCAGUUUGAAAAGCUUAUGAUACAAAAUGAGCAAACUGGAAAACGUUCCACACUACUAGCCGCUAUGCCAACCCAGCAAGAAUCCUCAACCGGUAAUAAGCAACUCAAUCCACCAAAUGUACAAGAUGUUAAACUGACGCCUCCUGUUCUGGUGAUGAAACAAAGACCCAAACAGAUCGCAGAUUGCCUUUGGAAAAAUCCAUUUGAUGCCCUUCAGAAGCUUGAUGAUGCCAACAUUAUUGGUACAGGCCAAAAUCAUGUUAUUUCUACUCAGCAAUGGAUGGAGGAAAAGAAAAUAUUUGAAGAAAUGUAUGAGACCUAUCUUUCUAAAGACACCAGAGAAGAGAGUGAAGAAAAGCAAAGUCAAGCAACAUUUCAUUUUCUUAACCUCGGACGAAUUCUUCCAGUGGGCCUGGAACAGAAAACUCAAGUUGGUAUUCCAAAUGCCUUAUGUGUGUGGUGGAAUGGCAGCCACGUUCUACUCCAUUAUGUACUGAAAAUACCAAUGGGGAAAGAAAAGAUAGAACUGGAACCAAAAGCUGAUAUUGUCUGGCCCAAUGCUUCUCCAAUCAUUUGUUCUGCUUUAAAUGUGUGUGCAUCCCUCCUGGUGAUUGCCCUUGUAGAUGGGACAAUCACAAUCUGGGAUUUAUACCUAGGCAUCCCAAUAUCAGUCUUAUCAGUUUCAACAGACAGUACCAUCCAGAAUCUGCACUUUCUGGAGUCCAGCUUUUGUGUUCCUUUUGGAUCAUCUAACGAAUAUAGAAAAGUUCAGAUAUUGGCAACCUGCAAACAUGGUGCAGUUUACCUUGUGACAGCCACUAAACACACUGAAGGUAACAUUUCCACAUUGAGAGAGAGAAAUGAAGAACCUGGAAUUACCAUUAGUGCAGUAGCACUUGUACCACAAAUCUCAAAGUUUCUACUCAUCUUUACAAAUGGCACGAUAGCUUUAUUGGACUUGACCUGUGGGGAUAUUUUGUGCCACUGCAUUUUGCCGUUCUCACAUGUAAUAGCUUCACCAUGGGAGCCGGUAUUUGCUUUUGACAGAGAUGGCAGCUUCCUCUUUAUCAAAGGAGAUAAAAAGAUGAAUGAAGACUCCCUGGACAAAAAGGAAAUCAGCUGCUCAUUAUUUGCCUUCUCCUUGCUCUUCCUUUUUCCACUGGACAGCUGUAGAAAGAAGAAAGAGCUCCCACAGCCUCCUACACAGAACACUUUGGAAAAGAGAUGUGAACAUUUUCUGCAGGAACGAUUGAAGUCAGUGAUGAGCAGAAAUGAAGAAAUGACGAAGUGUUGGAAUCAGCUUCAGCACCAUGCCAUGUUAGUCAAUGAAAGGAGAGAGACUAAAAAGAAAACAACAUGUUCAGUAAGAUAAAAAGAACCUCACAGAGAUUGGAGUAUAUCGACGAAGAGUUUCUGAUUAUUUUCUGUUUGCUGCAUGGCCUCUAAAAUGAAGUUUUCACCUUCUUUCUGUUUGGAUGAGAUGUCAACUCAAGGCCAACUGAAACUGGAGAUUACACAGACUGCAGAGGGAGUGAGGGAAUAGUUAACCUUGAGUUGCUCCUCUUGGCAGCUCAGUGCAUUGAUUUCCAAAAUGCUGCACCACUACACUGCAGGAAAGCUUCUUUAUUACAUCAGUUUUGAAACAGUAGGAAUAAUUGCAUAAGGUUUUACUGCUGACACCAAGCCUCACUUGAAUCCUAUCUCUGACCAUGCACUCAUCCAGCGAUGUUCUGUGCUGGCAGCAGAGUUUUGCACUCCACAGUCUCUAUUUAACAAAUUGUAACCCUGAAUGCCCAAUUUCUUUUCAGUUUUUCUCCCCUGCCACUGACGCAUGCCUGCAGUAAAAUCCACCAUUAUUUCAGUGCUACAGUAAUUAAUGCUUUUACCUAGUAGUCUGUCAGGAGAGUUCUUAUUUUAAAACUGAAUAAAAAUGCAGUUAAAUAAACCCCCUCAUGUGGCAUAUAUUGAUACUAAA